This is a messenger RNA of Cyphellophora europaea CBS 101466, 1596 nucleotides long. RefSeq lists its product as uncharacterized. Gene Ontology annotation, biological process: microtubule-based movement. NCBI's taxonomy places the organism in Eukaryota, Fungi, Ascomycota, Eurotiomycetes, Chaetothyriales, Cyphellophoraceae. Bases 1 to 1596 code for a protein of 531 amino acids. The transcript has a single exon. The record is from RefSeq and is a predicted model, not a curated record.
AUGGCAUCUACAACUGCAUCUGCUAUCCGUCCCAGUCUCCGUGACAACCGACAACCGUCCGGUUCACCUCAUACUCCCACGUCGCGCUUUAUAUCUUCCACAUACUCCUCACCUGGCUCAACGUUCCGUCAAGAAGAAGAUGCUGUGAUCAUCGAACUAGAUCCCCGCGGUCUGAGCGCUGGCUUCGAAGGUGAAAGCGGGCCUCAAUGCUUCAUACCUUUCUGCCCGGACGGCGCUCGAAGAGUAGGUGAUUACAGACAAUGGCUUCCCGGCUAUAAAUGCAGUAAUGCUACGCUUGCGGAGACGGUAAGUGGCUACGAGUUGUGGCGGAAUGACCUCGGUUUGGACGGCAAUGCGCUCGACCUAGGGUUGCUCGAAGAUCGACUGGAACGGGCAGUGCGAGAAGCGUACAAUACGUAUCUGUUGACCGAUGUUGGCGUUGCGCGCCUGGUCCUUGUGCUACCGUCCCUUGUUCCCCAUCCAGUCUUAUCUACCAUUAUCACGCUGCUGUUCGAACGUUGGAAAUAUGCCUCCAUCGCUCUGCUACCCAAGCCGACUAUGUGCCUAGCCGCGGCCGGAAUACGAUCCGGCAUUGUGAUUGACUUUGGCUGGGAAGAGACAAGCGUCACUCCGAUCUACGAAUAUCGGGAGCUGCAGUCAAUGCGAAGCACACGCAGCAUGAAGCACCUGACACUGCGAGUAGGCGAGUGGUUACGUGCCAUCGCAGAACAGCAGACGGUAGCAGGAGGGCAGACCCUAACUUGUGACUUCGACUUUGUUGAGGAUACCAUAUCGCGGAUAGCAACGUGCGCCACAUCGAAUCGUGACGACCAAACACCAUCAGAGGAAAUGCAACAAUUGUCAUUGGCGGAGUCGGAGGUACAGGAUGCGAUCAACCUGGACUGGCCCACCACAACAUCCACACAGAGCGUCCCUGUACCACGGUCAGAGCUAUCCCGACUUGUAAAUGAAUGCUUCUUCGGGCUCCCCAACCAGGACAGCCCGGAUGACGAAGAGCUGCCUCUCGGACGCCUCCUCUACCACAAGCUCCUACAACUGCCCGCGGACGUGCGAGGCCUUUGCAUCUCCCGCCUCAUGUUCGUUGGGCAAGGUGCACCCAUUCCCGGCUUGAAGCAGGAGACCAUCGCUCAACUCAAAGCACACAUCAAAGCGCAUGGCUGGACGCCCGUUCGCGGCACACACGUCCAGAAGCAACGCAAAGGCCUUGUCGAGAUGGCGCAGGCCCGAACAACACCCGUCGACGUACGCUUCGACACGGUACCGCCCGCCGGCAAAGAUUACGUGGAAGAAAAGCUGCAGAAGCAGAAGGCCAAGGAAGCCCAGCAGCAGGAUGUCCAGGGCCAUGUCCGCGUCAUCGACAGUCUCGGGGCGUGGGCGGGCGCAAGUCUGCUCGCCAGCUUGAAAGUCAAGGGCGUGGUGGAAAUCGAGCGAAAUAAGUUCUUGGACCAUGGACUGGCGGGCGCCAGUCGAGAGGUGGAUGUCAGUGUUGUGCCUCAGCAGCGAAUGUCGACCUUGGGAAUCGGUGCAGCCAAGGGUAGUGACCGCACCAGCUGGACUUUGGGCAGUUGGGGAUGA